Salvia splendens (bonfire salvia) is the source of this 4797-nucleotide messenger RNA. Its product is annotated as kinesin-like protein KIN-14E. Bases 656 to 4456 code for a protein of 1266 amino acids. Lineage: Eukaryota; Viridiplantae; Streptophyta; Magnoliopsida; Lamiales; Lamiaceae. Gene Ontology annotation, biological process: microtubule-based movement. The transcript is spliced from 23 exons. Gene Ontology annotation, cellular component: cytoskeleton. Gene Ontology annotation, molecular function: microtubule motor activity; ATP binding; microtubule binding. The record is from RefSeq and is a predicted model, not a curated record.
CUUCUUGCUUCACUCUCCCCAGUUGGAUUUGGGCAACCGAAAUUCCUUCAUCAGACAUUGAUUAGCUCACGCGGUACAUUCUGUGCCCUGAUUUACUUAUUGCUAUUCCUUGUUCACUAGAUUUGUUUCGUGCAUUAACUGAACUUUCUUCAAUUUGGGCAUUUGCUGAGUGUUUUUCCUUCACUUUCUGCUGCCAUUGUUCUCGCUUAGUGCUUACUAUCGUCUAUCCGUACUUCAUUCUAGUUUAACUUUUGUGAUCUUAAUUUUUUGUAAAUUCAUUCGGUCUUCUCAGCUGCAAUUUUCCUUGGUAAUCCACUGUUUUAUGUCUGGAAUUUGUGCCGGAUCUCAGAGAUUGGGUUUAUCAAAUUCUGAUCUUAAAUAGGGUAUUCUUUAUUGCAAAUGCGAUUCAUUACUUCUGCUUAGUUCUAAUCUGUUCCUCAUUCCUGGUCUACUUUAAAAAAAAUUAAUUCGGUAGCUUUUAUUAUUGUUAUUGUUGGGAUUUAUAUGCUGAUUGUUAAUUGUCUUUGCUGUACCGAAAGUUUCCCCGAGAUAGCCAAAGGACUUGAUUGAAUUUAAUUCAGAUAAGAGAAAUAGAAAAAAGAGAAAGAACUAUGGUUUGAAUUGAUCUCUUGGGCAUUCGUGCUGCUUAGAAGAAAUGGCAACUGAUACGGCACACAGUUUGAGAUCAAGCAGGUCUUCAUUUGGCUCUAGCAAUGGGUUGGGGACCCCUUCACACAACUCUUUUGCCACCUCAAACGGUGACGAUUAUGACUCUGAUGGUUCCACUUUUGCUGUACUUACACCGAACACACUAUCUUCAGCUAUGCCACCCGAACUUGCUGGUGCUUUACCACUGAUUGACAAGUUCCAGGUGGAGGGAUUCUUGAGGGCUAUGCAGAAGCAGCUUAAUUCAGCUGGAAAACGUGGUUUCUUCUCUAAAAGGACAUCUGGAACACAAGUUCGAGAAAAGUUCACCUUUGAGGAUAUGCUAUGUUUCCAGAAGGAACCUUUACCAACUUCGCUGCUUAAAAUAAACAGUGAUCUUAUUGGCAGAGCAGUUAAGCUGUUCCAAGUCAUCCUGAAGUAUAUUGGGGUUGAUACCUCUGAUCGAGUUUCUCCAAUGAACUUAGAUGAACGCAUUGAGCUUGUUAACAAACUAUACAAGCAAUCUUUGAAGCGUUCUGAACUCCGAGAUGAAUUAUUUAUGCAAGUGUUGAAGCAGACAAGAAAUAAUCCUGAUAGGAACUCAUUAAUUAGGGCAUGGGAGCUGAUGUAUUUAUGUGCAUCCUGCAUGCCCCCUUGCAAGGAAAUUGGUGGGUAUUUGUCCGAGUAUGUACAUACUGUGGCACACAGUACCAGUAAUGAUUCUGAAGUACACGUCCUUGCCAUGAACACAUUGAAUGCAUUAAAGCGUUCUGUUAAGGCUGGACCACGGCAUACAAUACCUGGACGCGAGGAGAUUAAUGCUGUGCUGACCGGGAAAAAGCUCACAACUAUAGUUUUUUUCCUGGAUGAGACAUUUGAAGAGAUUACAUAUGAGAUGGCCACAACUGCUGCUGAUGUUGUUGAGGAGCUUGCUGGAAUAAUCAAAUUAUCGCCAUAUUCUAGCUUCAGUUUGUUUGAGUGUCGCAAGGCUGUUGUUUCAAAAUCAGCUGACCCUGGAAAUGAGGAGUAUAUAGGUUUGGAUGAUAAUAAAUAUAUUGGUGAUCUACUUGCUGACUUUAAGGCUUCAAAGGACCGAAGUAAGGGGGAAAUUUUACAGUGCAAACUCAUACUAAAAAAGAAGCUAUUUCGGGAGUCAGAUGAAGCUAUUACAGACCCAAUGUUUGUGCAAUUAUCAUAUGUCCAACUACAACAUGAUUAUGUAAUAGGCAAUUAUCCUGUGGGAAGAGAUGAUGCUGCACAGCUAUCUGCUUUGCAAAUUCUUGUUGAAAUUGGAUAUGUUGUUUCUCCUGAAACAUGCACAGAUUGGACAUCGCUUUUGGAAAGAUUUCUCCCAAGACAACUCGCCAUUACUCGAGCCAAGAGAGACUGGGAGCUUGAUGUUCUUUCCCGUUAUGGUUCCAUGGAAAAUUUGACAAAAGAUGAUGCUAGACAACAAUUUUUGCGGAUCCUGAGAACACUUCCUUAUGGGAACUCAGUGUUCUUUGCUGUCCGUAAGAUUGAUGAUCCUGUUGGGCUCCUGCCAGGGAAAAUUAUUCUAGGCAUUAAUAAGCGUGGGGUUCAUUUCUUCCGUCCUGUGCCAAAGGAGUAUCUACACUCGGCUGAGUUAAGGGAUAUAAUGCAAUUUGGAAGCAGUAAUACUGCUGUAUUUUUUAAGAUGAGAGUUGCUGGUGUCCUUCAUAUAUUUCAAUUUGAAACUAAGCAGGGGGAGGAAAUCUGCGUUGCCCUUCAAACACAUAUAAAUGAUGUGAUGCUUCGUCGGUACUCCAAAGCACGUGCAGUUGCUAAUGGUUCAGUUAAUGGUUCGGUCAAUGGAAGCCCUUCUAAUAAUGUUCGACCUCCUUUGGACGCAAAUGAGAAGCGUGUUCUGGAAUUGUCAAGAUCUCUUCAAGAAUCUGAGAAUAAAGUUAAUCAAUUGCAAAAGGAUCUGCAUGAAAUGCAAAAGCAAGAAUUGGAGAUGAAAGAAGAUUUGGAGGGUCUGAAAGGCAGACUAAGGUCUGAGAAAAAUUAUUUAGAAGAAAUCAUCUGUGAACGUGACAAACUGAGAAACUUGUGUGAUGACAAAGAUUCAGCAAUUCAGGCUGCUUUAUUGGAGAAACAGAAGAUUGAGGUGAAGUUGGCAAAGCUGAAUAGCCAAGGGGCGGAAAAUAAUACGAGGAAAGAGUUGCUUGAAACAAAUAAUCAGGUCUUGCAUAAGAUUCAAGAUGAUUUGAAAGCACGCACAACUGAGUUGCAUGAUGCAGAAGAAACCAAUAGAAAACUUGCGAGUGAAAGAGCAUCUCUUGAAGAGAAACUUUCAAGGAUUCAUAAGAAGAAUGCUGAUGAGAUUGCUAUUUUUGAGGGUAACUUUGAACAAGAACGAAAGAGCUUGAAGCUUCGUGUUUCGGAGCUUGAAAGGGAACUGGAAGUGGCCACGCAAAAUUUGGUUGCAGCGAAGUCAGCUCUUUCCCUUAAGGAUACAGAGAUCUCUGCAGUGCAAAAUAAUCUCAGAGAAUUGGAAGAACUUAGAGAAAUGAAAGAGGAUAUUGACAGAAAAAAUGAGCAAACUGCUGCAAUUUUGAAGAUGCAAGGAACUCAAUUGGCUGAGAUGGAGGCACUUUAUAAGGAAGAACAAAUUAUGAGAAAAAGAUAUUUCAACACGAUUGAAGAUAUGAAAGGAAAGAUUCGAGUCUAUUGUCGACUAAGGCCUCUCAGUAAUAAGGAAAUAUCUGAGAGAGAAAAAGAUGUUCUGAGAAAUAUUGAUGAAUUCACUGUAGAACAUACAUGGAAAGAUGACAGAUUGAAACAACAUUUGUAUGAUAGAGUUUUUGAUGGAUAUGCCACUCAAGAUGAUGUUUUUGAGGACACCAAGUACCUAAUACAAUCUGCUGUGGAUGGAUACAACGUUUGCAUAUUUGCAUAUGGGCAAACUGGUUCUGGGAAGACAUUUACAAUAUAUGGAUCCGAAGAAAAUCCUGGGCUAACUCCACGUGCUAUAUCAGAACUUUUUAGAAUUAUGAAGCGGGAUGGUAAAAAAUUCUCAUUUACUCUAAAGGCAUACAUGGUGGAGUUAUAUCAAGAUACCCUAAUAGAUCUCCUGCUCCCAAAGAAUGCAAAACGUUUGAAAUUGGAAAUUAAAAAAGAUCCAAAGGGAAUGGUUGUUGUCGAAAACGCGACGGUCUUAUUAAUUUCAUCAUAUGAUGAAUUGAGAAAUAUUAUUGAAAGAGGAUCUGAACAGCGUCACACAACUGGGACGAUGAUGAACGAGCAAAGUUCGAGAUCACAUUUAAUCUUGUCCAUUAUAAUUGAAAGCACCAAUCUUCAAACUCAGACAAUUUCCAGAGGAAAGCUAAGCUUUGUUGAUCUUGCUGGAUCUGAACGAGUGAAGAAAUCAGGUUCUUCUGGUGAACAGUUGAAAGAAGCCCAAAGUAUAAACAAAUCGCUUUCAGCCCUUGGAGAUGUUAUAGGUGCUUUGUCUUCCAGCAAUCAACACAUCCCUUACAGAAACCAUAAACUGACCAUGUUGAUGAGCGAUUCACUUGGUGGUAAUGCCAAAACAUUGAUGUUUGUCAAUGUGUCCCCUGCACAGUCCAAUCUGGACGAGACCUACAACUCUUUAACGUAUGCAUCUAGAGUCCGUUCAAUUGUGAACGACCCUAGUAAAAAUGUUUCGUCUAAGGAAGUAGCUCGACUGAAGAAGUUGGUAGCUUAUUGGAAAGAGCAGGCGGGUCAAAGAUGCGAAGACGAGGAGCUAGAAGAGAUCCAAGAGGAACAAACCCCCCGAAACAAGUCAGAUAAUCGCCAUUCUAUGUGAGGUAGGUAUUUAAGCUCUACGCAAUGCUUUGCCAAAGUUUCCCGUCUCGUCGGCUAAGGACAUAUUUAUUCUUGGAAAAUACAGCAAGGGAUACAUUUCGUUGCGUAGCUUGUCAAUAGUUGUUUGCGUUGCUUCCUUGCUGGAAUCUAUGUCCUCAAAUUUUGUUGUGGCAACUGGCAAGAAUGCUUUUGUUUAAUUAGGAAUACCAUACUCCCUAGUUUUGUAUAGUGGAGAUGUAUGUAUAUUGUUGAGAUUGGUACCAAUAUUUGGGACUCUACGCUUUCCUAUCUCCCAUAUUAUUCUACUAAAAAGCUGUAAAUAUAAUUAUUUGUUCUGACCCA